AUGCGUUCAGCUCUCUGGCUCUUCCCGAUUUUCUGCUUGGCGCAAGGAUACGUCUUUGAUUGCCUCGACGAUUGUGAGUGCGACACAGAAGAUGAGGUCAUUCAUUGUCACAACGGUGAUCGUACCCAGCUCCGCUUGCCAUCCGGCGCCCGUCUUCGCGGAUUCCCAGUCAUUGGACUGACCUACAACAAGAUUGUCACUCUUCCAGAUGAGACUACUCUUCUGGCAAAGUUCCCAGAUUUGAAGGUUAUUGAUGUCGAGCGUAACCCAGAUUUCGAUUGCGACUCUAUCAACAACUACGAGCACAUCAAGAUCGUGUCCGAUUGCUUCAAAAACAUCACCGAAAUCUCGAAAGUGCCAAAAUUGUUCCGUCCAACGAAGGAGUGCGAUUUGGCGUGCCAAACUUCCAAGCACUAUGCUAAACUUCAUGAAUACGUGCUCUCACUUUGGGAAAUCCUCAAGGACAAAUACGAGAAUUUUGAUUUGGAUCAAUUUUUCACCAUGGUCGUGAAGAAGAUCCACAAUGUCGGACAGGAUAUCAAUAAUCGCUUGGAAGCAGCCAAAUCGAACAAUCAUCCAAAGAAUACCAAGCCUGACGUCGAGCCAUCGGAAAUGUCGAUUAGAUUGGAUGGAGAGGAAACCGAGAUUUAA
Messenger RNA from Caenorhabditis briggsae, 651 nucleotides. The record is from RefSeq and is a predicted model, not a curated record. The transcript is spliced from 4 exons. NCBI's taxonomy places the organism in Eukaryota, Metazoa, Nematoda, Chromadorea, Rhabditida, Rhabditidae. Bases 1 to 651 code for a protein of 216 amino acids.